UUUUUGCUUUGGCUUUGUUGGGUUCCUCUUCUCUCAGACGCCUUCGCUUUUCUCUGACCUCUUCGCCAUGACGAAGCAGCAAGCCAACUGGUCUCCCUACGACAACAAUGGCGGAUCGUGUGUUGCGAUUGCCGGCGCCGAUUACUGUGUAAUCGCCGCUGAUACUCGGUUGUCUACGGGUUACAAUAUCCUCACUCGUGAUUACUCCAAAAUUUGUAAGCUGGCCGACAAAGCUGUGAUGGCUUCCUCUGGUUUUCAAGCUGAUGUGAAAGCCUUACAAAAGGUUUUGUCUGCUAGGCAUUUGACCUACCAACAUCAGCACAACAAGCAAAUGAGCUGCCCGGCAAUGGCUCAACUGCUCUCAAAUACAUUGUACUUCAAACGUUUCUUUCCUUAUUAUGCUUUUAAUGUCUUGGGCGGACUUGAUAAUGAAGGAAAGGGUUGUGUGUUCACCUAUGAUGCUGUUGGUUCUUAUGAGAGAGUUGGAUACAGUGCUCAGGGUUCGGGUUCCACCCUCAUUACACCCUUUUUAGAUAACCAACUGAAGUCUCCCAGCCCUCUAUUAUUGCCUGCGCAGGAUUCUGCAACGCCUCUUUCAGAAGCCGAAGCUAUUGACCUGGUGAAAACUGUUUUUGCAUCUGCUACUGAGAGAGAUAUCUACACUGGUGACAAACUCGAAAUCGUCAUUCUUAAUGCCGACGGUAUUCGACGUGAAUACUUGGACCUCCGAAAAGAUUAGCAGCACGGUGCUCGACUUGAUAGAUUGAAUGUUGCUGCAACCGUAGGAACCGCCCAUCAGUACCCGUCCCUGAGAUUAUUGCAUUGCGAUAUUUACGGAUGGUUAAGUUUUAGUUUUCUCUCUGUGAUGUGACCUCGUUUCCAAAUUAAAAUCCCUGUUGUGAACUAAAAUCUGGAGGGCUGCUGGCUGAUAUUGAUCGAUCGAUCUCCUUUUUUUUUUUUUUUAGCUACCGUUGACUUUAAGGAGUUGUUUUAGUGGUGAGUUCAUGAGAAGCUGGAUUUGAAUCUUAGGUUUAAUUAAUUGAAGCUAGGUGGCAUAUGGUCUUC
Messenger RNA from Cucurbita moschata (crookneck pumpkin), 1065 nucleotides. RefSeq names its product proteasome subunit beta type-1-like. Bases 68 to 739 code for a protein of 223 amino acids. The transcript has 7 exons. NCBI's taxonomy places the organism in Eukaryota, Viridiplantae, Streptophyta, Magnoliopsida, Cucurbitales, Cucurbitaceae. The record is from RefSeq and is a predicted model, not a curated record. Gene Ontology annotation, cellular component: proteasome core complex.